GAGUAUGAUGUGUGAUUUAUGAUGCGUGUAUGAUUUAAGCGAAAAAUAGUUGAUACGUUUUUUUAAACAUAUUUACGUUAUAUUGCUUUAUUUUACGUGAAGUGAUCUUAUUUAUAAAUUUAAUUAUUCUCUCGAGUCAAGAUGUUUAACAAGAGUGUUAUUGUAGCGGUAUUUCUAUUAGGGGCGGCUUGGGCUCAGUUGGAUGCUGACCAAGAUAAAGCUGUGAACACGGCCUUAGAGAACCUGCCUCCAGAACUCCAGGGUAAGGUGGACAAGACACAACUUGAUGAGAUCAAAAACAAAUCGGCAGCAGCAUUUAAGGACAAGUGUGCCAAGAAUGGAGGACCCGAUGCUUUUGGAAAUGCUGAGAAAGCGUUCAUAAACUUGAAAUCCUGCAUGGAGGGCCUGGUGGUGACGAGCGAGCUGGAAAAAGAAAUCGAGGCUGCUAAACCCAACGGCAAAAUGGACGAGGUCUUUAAGAAAUAUUGUGCCAAAAAGCCCCAGUUCAAGGAGUGCUUCAAAGUCGCAGUGGAGGCCGCCAGACCGUGCUUCUCGAGCGACGAACAGAAGAACUUGAAGAUAGUGUACAACGUCACCGAACAGCUGGCCGAGUUCGUUUGCUUCAAGGAUGGCGACAGGAUUGCGCUGUUCAUUGCGGAGGGCGGGAUCGACUGCAUGCAGGCGCAGCAGGAGGCCAUCCAGAACUGCACCAACGAGUCGCUCGGCCCCAACGUGCAGCUGAACGCCAACAUCUCCGCCGACUCCAUCCCCGAAAUCAGAUUUACUAAUAAGGAGUGUGGGCAGUUAACAGAGCUGCAGCAUUGCGUGGUGCGCAAGCUGGAGACGUGCGAGCAGCCCACGACGGCCAACAUCGUGGAGUCGCUGUUCAAGUUCAUCCGCAAGGCCACGCCCUGCAAGGAAUUCACCGAUCAACGAGCAAGCCCAAGGAGUGGUACUGUUGAUGCUGCUACUGACAAAAACAAGCCUGGGUCGGCUAACGGGCUCACUGUGACGUCACUCACUCUUGCGAUGGCGGCAGCUACUCUUCUGGUCUAAGUAUCAUCACUAUCAUUUGUAUUACUGGGAUCCCGGAAUACAUUACUUUAGUGUAGUAGGCUUGCCCAAAAGGCGGAGACUAGUAGGUAUAUAUUAUUAUAGGCGCGCCUAAACGGACCGCAUUGUCACGACUUAAAGUUAUAACAGACGGGCGUACCGGACCGCAAACUUUGUCCGAUCCGAGGCCUGUUCAAUCGAGUGGAACCUGGUCCGCACUGGUCCGCCGUACGUCCGGUAAGUACGCAGCUAUAAGUGAGAGCGAGAAAGAGAUAUUUUGACCGGACCAAGGUCGCGGUCCGGUACGCCCGUCUAUUGCAUUUUAUAUGUGAUAGCAACAUAAUUAGUCCAAUAUUGCUGUGAAAUGUUGGUCGCUUACGCUCCGUGAUAGGGCUUCCAUUGCUUAUACAACAACGACAUACAUAUCGUUACACAAUUUAAGUGUGCCAAUUGCAGACCCCUGCACUUUUAAAUCACUUAAAAAGUGCGAUUGUGUGCUGGUGAAAAUAGUUUAGUAAGUUUAGAUGAAUUUAUACCAAUAUUCGCGCUGGCAGCUAACUGAAUUCCUACAGUUAAAACUAGAUACAUAGUACGUGAAACGUAUAGAGCGCUUAUUGCCUCAAUAGUUGCAGUAGUUUUGGAAGUAAUGUACCUAUAGUUAUAUUUUUAGGGGUUAAACCGAGCUUAAAGCGUAGUUUGUACGCGGUAGUAUAGUCUGAGGCUUAAGUAACAACUCCUGUUUUAAAAUAGAAGUUGUACAACGGACCCAAGGGUCCUGAAACUAAUUUGUACUACAAACGAUACGAAUGAUUUCUUGAAAAUGCCAAAAAAAUGAAGUUAAAGGCUAUUUCGGUUGUGAGUGUUGUGACAAAAAUGUUAAAUGUGUACAUUCCAUUUUUUGUCUUGUUUAGUUUAUUUUGGUUUGUGGCAACUUUUGGCAUUUGUCUUUAAAUAAUUGAUGUCCAGUAUAAACGUCCAAUGUAAUAAUAUAUUAAUACAGUCAUAUGUCUGUAAAUGUGAGAAAGUCGAACAACAUUAUACAACGUAUACUUAACAUGACUUAACUGUCCUUACUGUAACGAAUAACGGCAUGUAACGUGGCUCAAUUUUUAAUUUUAAUUUCAAUCAUUUUAAUAGUAAGUGUCUGAAAUAAAUAGGCGUUAAGAGAUGUAUUUAUUUGUUAUAUUUUUUUAUUGAUUUACAUUGCCAUUUUUUAUUGUUGCGUCAAAUUGUUAAAAUAUACAUUAUUUUUUGUCCAUAUUUUAAGUAUCUUGCUCAAUUAGUUGCUUUAAGAGCUUAAUUAUUACCUUAUGUUUGGGUUAGUGCUUAGAUUUAAAUGACAGAUUAAACUACCGUCUGCCAGUCUUUUAAUCUCUCGUAUCAGAACGUGGAUCCGUGCAGUCAGUAUUCAAUUCUAAUUAAUUUUUAAUUAGAAUUGAAUACCUACUGACGUAGAUCCGCCUUUCGGCAUACGAGAGGUUAAAAUAUUACCUUUAUACGAUUAUGAAAAUCUAGAUCAUAAAAAGUGUUUCUAUUGCGACUGCGACGUGAUUAACUGUCAUUUUUAUCGUACCACCGAAUAGUAGAAAAAAUGGUUUAAAUAAUUUCGUACUUAACCCUCUAUUGCAUGCCAUAAAAAUAGAUUUAAAUUUGAACUUUAACAGAUGUCAAUAGAGUUCAAUGUUAUUAUUAUAACUGCCAUAUAUGGCUUGGUAUGAACUAGAGGGUUAUAAAAUUUACUUUCCAAAUAAAUUUUAGUGGCAUGUUGCAGUUUGGCCUAUAUACCUAUAAGAUAAUUGUCAAUUAUAUCGUUAGUCAGCAUACUAACGUAUCAUCGGCAUAAAACUUUAUAUUAUCGUCAUAACAUUAACUUCAUAAGAGUUCAUUAACAAGUGAAUACAUGCAAAUCGUGGUUGCGCUUUCCUAAACUGAUAUAACCUAGUAACAACACAUAAGGUGGGGUUCUGUAAUUUGUGCGAUAAUAGGCUACUUUCCUACUUGUCAAAUCUGCUUCUUUUUUAGAACUGUCAAAACGAUUUGAUAAUAUGGAAUUUAUAUGAAAACGAGUAUAGUGACGUCACGGUCAACUCACCUACUUUUUAUAUUUCUGUCAGAUUUAUUAAAUAGAUAUUGUGUUUAAAAAUAACUGCUAUGUUUUUCUUAUAAUUAGCUGGUGCUUCACGUGUGAAAUAAUUUAUUUUAAUAAGAGGAAACUCCUAUUUAUAAGCGCCGCCGUGCCGUAAUUUUGCGUGCCGCGCCAAGCGGCAGCCAGGCUUAAUAAAAAUCGCGCAUAUUGUAUCAGAUUUGGUAAGCACAACGACGAAAUGAGGUGCCGAUAAUAUGUCGGUGAUACAUUGAGGUACUGGACUGGAGGAAUCAGGCUGUCACUAAAUGUUAUCAGUUAGGCUACGAAAGUCCAUGAGACUUAAAGGUUUGUGAUACAUUUUAAAAGUAUUUAGUGUUGAAGGCCGAAAAUUUAUAAAAUAACACACGUAAGACUGAAAAUGAAAAACAAGGUGUCCGAUUUAUACUUAAAUUGCCUAAACAUGACAUUUUAUCUUGUCCCAAAUAACCCAAUGUCACUAGAGAAUUAUUUAUUUCACAUGAUACUUAUAAUGUUUAAAUAACGACCUUAUACUUUAUUUUGUACGCUAUGUUUGUUUAGCUGUUAAUUUAUGUUUCUGGGUAUACGUGUGAUAAAGUCGUUUUUAUGUGAUACCUGUAUUGUAAGGUGUAAGUGAAAAUUCAGAAUAAAUAAAUGGGAUGGUUACAAUCAA
Messenger RNA from Cydia strobilella, 3830 nucleotides. Its product is annotated as 27 kDa hemolymph protein-like. The record is from RefSeq and is a predicted model, not a curated record. Bases 142 to 1056 code for a protein of 304 amino acids. The transcript has 8 exons. Lineage: Eukaryota; Metazoa; Arthropoda; Insecta; Lepidoptera; Tortricidae.